Messenger RNA from Liolophura sinensis, 4247 nucleotides. Its product is annotated as cyclin-dependent kinase 6-like. Gene Ontology annotation, cellular component: nucleus; cyclin-dependent protein kinase holoenzyme complex; cytoplasm. The transcript is spliced from 8 exons. Lineage: Eukaryota; Metazoa; Mollusca; Polyplacophora; Chitonida; Chitonidae. Gene Ontology annotation, molecular function: cyclin-dependent protein serine/threonine kinase activity; ATP binding; cyclin binding. The record is from RefSeq and is a predicted model, not a curated record. Bases 139 to 1179 code for a protein of 346 amino acids. Gene Ontology annotation, biological process: regulation of G2/M transition of mitotic cell cycle; G1/S transition of mitotic cell cycle; protein phosphorylation.
GCGAGGCCUCUCCACGUGGGCUAUUUCUGAACGGGUUCAGUACAAGAGAAACCACUUGUUAUCGGAGAGAAAAAGCAAAGAAAUUGAAAAUGCCACCAUGGUUAUAGUGUCCAGUGUUUGAGGAUUAAGGAUGUGAGGAUGUCGGCGUCCGCUGAGGAUCUCUCCGAUUUGGGGCAUUAUGAGAACUACAAGGAGAUCUCUUUAAUUGGUAAUGGAGCGUACGGAACAGUGUACAAAGGGAAGGAUGUGAAGAAUGGCAACCAGAUCGUUGCUAUCAAACGGAUUCGUAUUGAGCGUUCUGAAGAGGAAGGCAUGCCACUAAGCACGAUCCGUGAAAUCAGUCUGCUGACUCAGCUGGGCAAUCAUGAACACCCCAACAUCGUCAGACUACUGGAUGUGAUCCAUGACCAACUAGGGAAGAAGGACAUUCAGCUGAUGUUGGUGUUUGAGUACAUAGACCAGGACCUCUCCAUGUACCUGGACAGGUGCCCCUCCCCAGGACUUGGCCCCGACAGAAUCACGGACUUGAUGUAUCAGUUGUUGAAAGGGGUUGACUUUUUGCAUGAACACAGAAUUAUACACCGUGAUUUGAAGCCACAGAACAUCCUGGUGACCAAAACUGGUCAGCUCAAGUUGGCAGACUUUGGCCUGGCCAGAGUGUAUGCUUUCCAGAUGGCCCUUACUGCUGUGGUGGUGACAUUGUGGUAUAGAGCCCCAGAAGUGCUGUUACUGGAUCAGUAUGCCACGCCUGUGGAUCUGUGGAGCUGUGGCUGUAUCUUUGCUGAGUUGUUCAACAGACAACCACUAUUUCGAGGCAAUGCUGAAGUGGACCAGUUGAAUAAAAUAUUUGAAAAAAUGGGUUUACCAAAUGAGGAGGAUUGGCCAGAAGAUGUGCCCAUGUCGCGGUCCUGUUUCAGCUCUGCCCCGCCCCAGUCUGUGGAGUCGUACAUACCAGAGAUUGACCCCAAGGGCAAAGAUUUAUUUUUGAAACUUCUCACCUUUAAUCCUCAUCAAAGAAUUAGUGCAAAAGAUGCUCUAAAACAUCCGUACUUCAGCGAAGCCGACAGUGAUAAUGAUGCCAGUACGAGUACUUCAACAACAACAGAGACAAAUAAUGGGGCAAAGACCUCGCAGAAUUUAUCAGAAGCAAAGUCGGUACCCUCUCCCAAAGCAUCCUGAAAAUGACAAUGUUUACAUUGUACAAAAGUUGUAAAAUGGUGGCUACUAGUAUUUUAGAAAAUCUUCGCAAUUUAAACUUGGUGAAAUCUGAUGAAGUUAUUGUCAAUGAUUUGUGAAGUUAGACUUGCAUGUGGAUCUGCAUGCAGUGAAGUGGAUACAGAGAUUUUAAUUGUUAUCAGUACGUGGAAUUGAAAUUGUACAUGGCAAUGCAAAACAGGGUAGCCUACCUGUACCUUUAAGUGGAUAAAUCCAUAGCAAAGUUUCUCAAGAACAUUUCAUGACCAACUCAAAUCAGGUUCCCAUUCGUAUAGACAGAUGUAUGUAGGGAAAGAGAGCAGUAGGCUGUAUAUAGUAACCAGUGAUUGGAAGCUCAGAUCCAUGUCAGUUUUACUUACUGUGAGAAUGUUACUACUUGUGCAACUGUAGGCUGAUGCAAUUGUCUCUUAUAUAUCAGACCUACUUGUACAUAUGCUGUUUGUUAUUUCUAAAGAGAUCAUAUUUUAGUUUGUGUUGAAAAAGUUUCCACAAAUAAAUUUUAUCAACAAAGAAACACUGAAUGGGCCGUAAAAUCCUGUUCAAGUUAUCCUCAUAACAAAACUAUUUCUGAUAUUUUAUAAUAUAACAGAAUUUUCGCAUAUUUAAACCAACUAAAGCUAUUAACAGUUGAGCAUCCAACACAAAGUUAAAUUCAUUGUAACAGAUUAGAUGUUUUGAUAUCGUAGCAUAUAUGUAUAUCAUAAUGCUGAUGAAUGAAGAAUGUGUCCUCACACUUCCAUUAAUAUGUACAUAAUCUGCAUAUUUGCACUUACACAUGUCUAGACCCAAGUGGAGAACAAACUCACAAAUGUUGCACUAACCUUUGUAGUACAUUUUUUAAUUGUCAUACAUGUAAAUGGGAACCAAUUUUAUAAAAGUGAUUAUUACUAAUCAUCUCGGCUAGGAAUUUCUUAUCACUCUCAUAGUGGAUUGUCUGUCUCACAAGCCCACAAGAACUGCCAGUUCUACUUGGAAAUGUCUCAUUUGGUACAUAUGUACUGUAUCACUUGAAAAUGUCUCAUUUGGUACAUAUGUACUGUAUCACUUGAAAAUGUCUCAUUUGGUACAUAUGUACUGUAUCACUUGAAAAUGUCUCAUUUAGUACAUAUGUACUGUAUCACUUGAAAAUGUCUCAUUUGGUACAUAUGUACUAUAUCACUUGAAAAUGUCUCAUGGGGUACAUAUGUACCAUAUCACUUGGAAAUGUCUCAUGUAGUACAUAUUUACUAUAUUACUUGGAAAUGUCUCAUGUGGUACAUAUGUACUAUAUUACUUGGAAGUGUCUUGUGUGGUACAUAUGUACUAUAUUACUUGGAAAUGUGUCGUGAUACAUAUGUACUAUAUUACUUUAAAAGGUCUCGCGUGGUGCGGUACAUAUAUACUACAUGACUUGAAAAUUUCUUGGAUCUAUACAUUAUCAAAAUGAGGUAAACUGAACACUGUGGUGCUGUAUGUAUUUUUAAAAUAUGUUUGUAGUUUUGUACUGUGUUUUGCAUUUAUUUUUGAAUAUUUUAAUAACUUUUAGAUAGUCGAAAUAUUUUUUAUACCAUCACUUUUAGAGAUUUCAGUGAAGUUUACAUCAAAGUUUGUCGAGUUUAAAAUUGAAGUGUCAGGAUUUGUAAGUGUUGGACAGAUUCUCAUUACAUGAUCAUGCUGAAUUUCUUAGGAUACAUGUCAAUAUAUUUUUAUUUUGCUGAGAAUUUUUGCAUUGUGUUGAAAUUAUCAGUAUGUGAACAACAUGUCUGUUAAUGAAGCCAGAAACUGUAAUGUAAUGGAGUACUCAAUGCGUGAACAAGAUAUGUUAUUGAAACCAGAAACAGAAAUGUUUUGAAAGUGUCAGUGUUUGAACCACAUAUCUGUUAUUGGACCAAAACACAUAAUGCAAUGGAAUUUUCGGCUCGUGAACAAAUCUGUUGUAGUCAAAGGUUUUUUUGUUUAAUGUGAAAUCCAGUGCAAUUUGACGUGAAACCCAAGCGAUCACAUUUUUAAUGGUGGUAACAGUUAUGGAAGUCUGAGUGUGGUAUUUCAUUGGCCUAUAUAUUACUGCCGCGUCAAGUUCAUUUGCAGUGAAAAGUUGAACCUGGUAUUAAUAUAGUCUAGCUUAAUAUCAGGUUGAACGAACAAUUUUCCUAUUGAUUGAUAUGAAUUACCUAGGGUCAAUACCUACGUAUACCUACCAUUUGAAAAAAAAAAAAUAUCCAGUUACAUGUACUUAGCAAGCACGUGGUGAAAUCAGACAUUAAUUACUGGUUUACAAGAGAGAUCUGCUAUAUGCUCUAGUAUAUCUCUCUUACUUUCACUAUUUCUUUCCUUCCUUGGAUACAUUCUGGACUUGAGCAAGACUUUUAUUUUGUGGUACCAAAUAUCCUAUUGAUAUUUUGCAAUUAGUUGCAAUCUUUUUUAUCGGAAGAUAAGUCGCAUAUAUGCCGUGGUAUAGUAGGCCUAUAUCGCAAAAGUUAGAACAAAUGUGCGAUAGAUCUCUAUUAUAUUUUGUCUUAAUAUUUUUGGUAAUUUUGCAACUCCUGUUUGUAGAAAAUUGGACAUUAUGUAUACAUACCAGCCAUUCGUAAUGCUGUAAAGUACAGCAUCAGGUCUAUAAUGUUACAGAGAAACGACGGCGUUCAAAAUAGUGGAUUGGUGUUAUUGGACACUAGUUCGUACUUUCCGGUCUGGUUUGUGAACUGCAAACAUACGAAUAUGUUGACGCGUAUAAUAACCUCUAGAGAAUCGGCCAUGAUUGUAGUGUAGAAUUGUUUACUAACUUGAGCAGCAGGAAAUAACAGGAAUUUCACUGGAAUCUCGAACACAUGCUGUGUUUCCGUGUUCACGAGUAUUCGUGCACUGGCGCAUGCAUCACGUCAAGGCCCUGUCACGAGAAGUGGUUUGGCUGGCGGCAAGAAACGUGAAAGAAUUAAUAUGAGGUAAAAUGUUGACAUUUUCCCAAGCACAUUGCUAUGAUCAACGGAUCAGUUAAACUACAUAUUGAAAAGUAAAGAAAGACUUCUGCAUUGUGUAUGCCUACAUUGUAUUAG